Molecule: messenger RNA, 1887 nt
Organism: Hansenula ciferrii
Lineage: Eukaryota; Fungi; Ascomycota; Saccharomycetes; Phaffomycetales; Wickerhamomycetaceae
Gene: SCD5
Product: Scd5p
Exons: 1
Coding region: 1-1887 (628 amino acids)
Source: RefSeq, a predicted model, not a curated record
AUGAGUGGCGCUGGAUUCGACUGGCUUAAUAUAGCUGGAUUGAGUUCUGAUAGUAAUCUUCCACCACCUCCAGUAUCAUUUGGCGUUACUCCCACAUCAUCAACAUCUUCAGUCAAUUUGGUUCAACAAAAUGGACAACAACAACAACAACAGCCACAAGGGAACGGUGUAGAUUUUCAAAGGCCUGUACCACCACCACCACCAUCACAGAGUAAAAGUGAAGAUGUAUUAUCAAAACCUACAUAUAUUGAAGAUGAUGAAGAUUUAGCCGUUCCAUUAUCACUUACAAUAGAGCAAUUAACAAAAGAUGAAGCUAAAACUUAUUUAAGAUGGUAUAAUGAUAUUGUUGUUAGAAAAAACACCAAACUAAUACGGUUAAGUGAUGUUUUCAAUUUUUUAAACAAUUUCAACAUUUUAGAUCAAAAUAGAUCUAUAUUAGAAAAAAUAUUUAGAUCAUGUACUUCAUUAAAUAUUGGAGAAUUUUUUGCAUUGUUGAGAUUAAUUUCACAUACAAUCUUAGGUACGGGUAUACCAUCAAGAAAAUUAAUAAAAGUUCCUGCUCCAAUACCCAAACCUAAAUCAAUUUUAUCCAAGAAAAGAAUGAAUGAUUUAGAAAAUGGAGAUGAUGAUAAUGAUAAUGAAUUUAUGAAUAAAUUAACAAGUAAUACUGGCUCUGAUGCAAGUAAAUUUGAUUUAGAUUCUUUUACACAAUUCAUAUUAACGGGUGAAAGACCUGAAGAACGUCAAAAAAAGAAGAAAAAAAAUGGAUUAUCUAAAAGAGUCAAAUUUUCUGAUGAAGUUUCAGUUGAACCAAGUGCAGAAGCUGCAGAACCUGUUAAUUUUGAUUUAACAUUACCAAUGGAUCAAUUAUUAGGAAGAUAUAAUAAACCAAAACCUCAACCAUCACCUGAAUCUUCUGGUAAAAUUAAUGAAGAUGAAGAAUUACAUGAAAUGAAGGAUCAAUUUGAUCAUUUUAAAAAUGUUAAAAAUGUUGAUAGUGCUUUAGUACAUGGUACUCCGGCAAAUAUUCCAUCAAUUUUCUUUGAUCAUGAAAUGGGGAAUAGUAAUAAUGGAUCACCAAGAGUUUCUUCACCAGAUCCUUCAAGUCAAUUUAGAUUAUUAUCACCAAAUCAUACAGGUCCUGUUAGACCUUUACCUCCAAAUCAUACUGGUCCGGUACUAAGUCCUGGAAUGUUACAACCAAAUACAACAGGUGGUGGUGAUAUGUUUUUAAACAGUUUAUUAACAAAUCAAUCACAACAUCAACAACAAGCUCCUCCUCCACCUACAAUGCAACCUUUACAACAACAACAUACAAAUGGUCAACUGGCUCCAAACUAUACAGGAUUGAAUCAAUCACAAUUACAACCAACAAUGACUGGUUCAUUAUCAUCUCAAAUGCGUCAAAAUUUUAAUCCAGAUUAUAGAGCUGGUUCUGCAUCACCAAAUUUAGGUAAUAAUCUUUCAGUACCACAACCACCACAAAGUCGUCAAAGAUCAGCAUCAUCACCAAUCCCAUUUGAUCCAAAUUCUUUACAUGUUCCACAACAACAACAGCAACAACAACAGCAGCAAAGAGCACCAUCACCAAUUACAUCAUCAAGAUCUCCUCCUCCACCACCUCCUCCAAGAUCAAGAGCCAAUACAUUAUCAGCACCACCUCCACCACCUUCAAGAAAUUCAAAUCCUGGACCUGCAUUACCACCUAAAAUCCCAAUGAAUAAUAGUCAAUCACCAUCACCAUCACUUUAUCAACAGCAACAACAAGGGUUUAAUGCUUCACCUUAUGGACAAAGAAAUGAUAGUGUUUCAAGUAGUACGGCUGAUAUUCUUGGUGAUUUGAAAGCAUUACAAUCAGAAGUUGAUAAGAUUCAAUAUUAUCGAUAG